GAAGUUAGAGAAGCUUCGUUCGUGGCUGUCAUGGCUGAUGACACGACAGAUGUUUCGGAACACACUCAGUCGGUCAUUGUUCUAAGGUAUGUGCAUAAUGAAGAAAUAUUUGAGCGUUUUUGGGGAUUCUUUAUUUCAGAAAAUCAAACUGAAGACGCAAUAUCAAAAAGUAUUCUAGAACAAUUGGACAUAAUCCUUCAAGGGAAU
Messenger RNA from Lymnaea stagnalis (great pond snail), 207 nucleotides. The record is from the annotation of a GenBank genome assembly. NCBI's taxonomy places the organism in Eukaryota, Metazoa, Mollusca, Gastropoda, Lymnaeidae.